AUGCCAAAUGAACCAAACAUGGUCAAUGUUCCAGACAACAUCAUUGAAAUUCGAGAUGCCUACAAAAGCUACACCAGUGGUUUUUCAAGUUCCUCAUAUAUGGAUACAGCUGUAUUUAAAGGCCUCAGUAUGACAGUAGAGAGGGGGUCCAUAUAUGCUCUUCUUGGACCAAGUGGUUGUGGUAAAACAACACUUCUUAAGAGUAUCGUUGGCCGAUGUCGUAUUGAUGGUGGAGAAAUAACACUAAAGAUUCAAGACAGAUCUAACAUUGGAUACAUGCCACAAGAUAUUGGUUUGGUCGGCGAAAUCAAUAUAAAGGAAACAUUAAGUUAUUAUGGUUGGAUUUAUGGUAUAAGAGGUGAUAAACUUGAAGAAAGAAAACAAAUAUUGUUUUCCUUCUUGGAAAUCCCACCAGAACAUCGAAGAAUUAUGGAAUUAAGUGGUGGACAAAAAAGAAGAGUAUCAUUAUGUCUUGCCCUUCUUCACAAUCCUGAAUUGCUGAUAUUAGAUGAGCCUACAGUUGGAAUAGACCCAAUUUUAAGUCACAAUAUCUGGCAGUAUUUAUUGGAAUUAUCAACAGUUGAAAAAAAAACAAUACUCUUGACUACACACUACAUUGAAGAAGCAAGACAAAGUAAUAAGGUUGGAAUGAUGAGGGAAGGAGUUCUGGUUUUAGAAGGAGAAGCGAGAUCUCUCAUGGACCGUUAUGACUGUAAUACUCUGGAAGAUGUAUUUGUCAAACUAAGCUAUAUCCAAGAAUCAGAGAGAUGUGAUAAUACUGAGAUGGAAAAAGUGCUGAAACCAUCAGUGAAACCAAAAUUACCGCUUUGUGAUGAAAAAUUGUUCUCAUUCAAUUGUUUCAUAGGGUACUUUUUGAAGAAUUUAUACUUUAUAAAAUAUGGUUUUUUUGGAUGGUUUUUAAUGUUUUUCCUUCCGAUAUCAACCUGUGUGUUUUUCCAGUAUACAAUAGGGAGAAUACCCCGUGAUUUAAAAGUAGGUGUUAUCAAUGAAGAAUUGUCAAUCCAACAUGGAAACUGUGAAAAUUUCUCAAAUCUCACCUGCUUUCCAGCAUUUUGUGGGUACUUGACUCUGCUCGAAAAACAAAAUAUUAUUCCAGUAACUUAUAAUGAUACAGAGACAGCUUUUGAAAAUUUUAUGAAAAAUAAGAUUCAAGGCAUCCUGCACAUAUCUGAAAACUUUACAGAAUCUUUACAAGAGAGAUUAUACAAGAGCAUGACUACUCCCGAUAGUGUCAUUGAACAAAGUGAAGUAAAAGUUUGGAUUGACUCAACAAAUAAAGUAAUAGGAGACUUUUUGAAAUACACGGUAUACCACACGUUUUUUGACUAUUUGGAAAAUUUAUCACAAACAUGUCAGUGGCCUGUAAACCAUACUUUGCUGCCCAUCCAGUUCAAUGUACCAGUGUUUGGAAAGGAUAACCCUGGGUUCAUCGAAUUCUCAGUGCCUGGCAUUGUGUCAAUAUUGGAUUUUUUUCUACCUGUAGCCUAUGUGUUACCUAUCCUUCAAGAUAAAAGGAGCGGUAUUGUUGAAAGAAGUUUAAUAUCAGGACUCACCAAUUUGGAAAUUCUGGCUGCAUACAUGGCCAUUACCAUGUUGCUGUUUUUGGUACAGAGCGCUUGUAAUGUGAUAAUCCUUUAUGGAAUUUAUGGUCACAUAUUUGAUGGCAGCAUCAUUUUGGGAUUUACAUUAAUGACAUUAAUGGGAUUUAAUGGAUUGUGCUUUGGUCUAUUUGUGGCAGUUUUAUGUGAUACAGAAAUAGCUGCAACAUUUAUUAUGAGUGGUGUUUUAAUCUCUAAUACACUCACAUGUGGUAUGCUUUGGGCUCCUGAGGGAAUGCAUUCUUUUCUUAAAAGAAUUAGGUGGCUUUUCCCUUUGUCUUUUGCAACUGAAUCAUAUAGGGCAAUUUCCAACAGAGCUUGGACGAUUUCACAUCCUGUUGUUUACACUGGAUUUAUUUCUGUCAUUAUGUGGACAUUAAUCUUUUGCCUUGCAACUUUUGUCCUUGUAAAACUUAAAAGAGGAAGAGGACAUUAA
Messenger RNA from Nezara viridula (southern green stink bug), 2055 nucleotides. Lineage: Eukaryota; Metazoa; Arthropoda; Insecta; Hemiptera; Pentatomidae. The record is from the annotation of a GenBank genome assembly.